AAUAUCGGGUCCACACAGAUACAGACCGACCGACGCCUGAAGUCCGGACCCCUGAACUCAGCUACUCUCAGCUACCAGCACACACAGAAGAAUGAAGCACGUAUGUGUGGUUCUCAUCUGCGUCCUCACCGUUCUGUUGGCGUGCGCGUCGAGGCGAGUAGCAGCGGUCCCCCCUCCCCAGUGCAGCCCAAGUUUUCAGCAGGAGGAUAUCCCCUUGAGAGUGCGUAAGGUUUGCGCUGCAUUGUCGACGUUUUACGAGCUCUCCAACGCAAUGGAAGCCUACUUAGAUGACAAAGUCGCGCGUGACAACAGUAACCCGCUAGUUGACGCCGGAGUUAAGCGGCAAGACGUCGACCACGUGUUCCUCAGGUUCGGUCGGAGGCGCUAAGCUGCUGGCUCUUUGUUGUGGAAGACUGCAUCAUGGGACUGAACUGUGUGUUUCACCUCUUCUCAUCUACUUCCAUCCGUAAUACCAUUUAUACUUACUACGGCUACAGAGAGAAAAUAUAAAAAUAUUUCUAUGGGGAACCAAGUACGCUUUUUGUUCGUUUUACUGUUUUCAUAAUUCGGCAGAGGUAUCAUAUAAUAUAUUCAUGGAAUAACAAAAUUGUUAUUAUUCUAAUUCUUAUUUUGUGUUUGUUAUAAUGUGUAAUUGUACAUUUCAACUUCCUAGAAGAUAAUAUUAAAAUUAUUUUCUAAAUACUUUUUUUAUUUUAAAGGUAAAUUAGUUGGCCUAUAGGCUAACAGAAAGUAAGAUAACCCAGCUCUGAAGCAAAUUCUCAUGAGAGAAAUUAUGACGUCAUAUAUCCAAAUUAUAUUCAGUAGUUUUGGGGUGAUUAUUUCCUUCCUACUCGUGUACUUUUCUUCGGUAUUGUACGCCAUUUUGUAACAGUACUGCGGCAGGGAUUUUCAAUUUCACUCAACUAUGAAGUGUUGGAUGACAAGUUUUAUUAAACUUUCAACGUAAAUUUUGUCACCUUAAUUCUGUAUGAAAAUUCUACAAUUCUAUAUUCACUGUAAUAAUAAUUAAACAAAAAUUUAUGUAGAAUUUAAUAUUCUCUUAUUAAAAAUAAUUUUAACACAGCUUAUCAAAUUUAUAGUUUAUAUGCUAUCUAAGACAUAAUUUGUUUCAUACUCAAACAUCUUUUGCCAAAUUUGUCUCAGAGAUAAUUUUUGGAAUCCUGAGAUCCCUUCCUCAGUACUAAAAAUUAUGACAGUUGAAUCCUUAAUCCUAUAUGGAAUUACAGGGACCAGUAAACAGAACCAGUGAAGGUUAUUUAUCUGGAGUCGACUCUUCAAAUAUAUUGCACUUACUUAAAAAUGUGAUAAAUCGUCCUAUGCGAUAUCUGCAGCCUUCAUCUUGAAAUAUUCUUAUUUAUGGCUCAUCAAGUCAUUCGUUAAGAAGCCUGAAAAGCAUUCAGAGUGGAUUCAAAUAUAUCAUCCUUACCCGAACUUAUGUUCAACUUAUGUUCCCUCUUAACAUUGUUUUAAAACAAAACAAAAAAUAAACAAUAUUAUGAUGUGUAUGUACAAUUAAUGUGGAAACAUUAAUAAUAAUAAGAAUAAUAAUAGUAAUAAAGCAUGUUCAAUUUA
Messenger RNA from Cryptotermes secundus, 1593 nucleotides. RefSeq names its product myosuppressin (gene Ms). NCBI's taxonomy places the organism in Eukaryota, Metazoa, Arthropoda, Insecta, Blattodea, Kalotermitidae. The record is from RefSeq and is a predicted model, not a curated record. The coding region runs from base 92 to 388 and encodes 98 amino acids. The transcript is spliced from 3 exons.